UGCUCCUGGGGGCCGUGGCCUGGAUGGCUCUGGGGCUGUGGGUGCUCCUUUAGCUCAGACCCUUUCGGGUCUCAGGUGUUACAGGCAAACCCGGGGGUGCAAAGGUGAGGCUUCUGUGGACCAGAUGAAAUGUUUCCAUGCUGCUCAGCUGAGGAUUUGCUGGGCUCUUAUCUCUAGAGCAGUGGUGCUGGCUGAGGGGCCGGGUGGCACAAGGAUUGGGCAGGUGGGUGAAACUGAGGGAGGCAAAACAGCAAAGGGAAGGGAAAUGUGUCCACAGACACAGCACUUAGCCUGGUGUCUGGAAAAUCUGAAUCCAGCAAGGAAUGUGGUGGGAGUGGAGAACCUGUUGUGCAGAUGCUGCUGCCACAGGGACCCAGAGAGAAAGAAAUUAGUAUCUGGGGAGCUGAUCAUGGAGCAAGAGAGGAAAAUAGAAGUAAAAUAGCACAAAGAAGUUAAAAUCAUGGUCACCUGGUCACUCACUCCUGUGAGUGAGCAGGUGGUGAGUGAGGAGCUGGUGGAGGCUCUGAGGGGAGCAGCCAGGGCAAGGGAGGGCAGGGUCUGCGGGAUGUGCCAGGGCAGAGCCUGGGUCUUCCCAGAUGUGUUGGGAAACAUGGGAGGAGAGAUUGCACCAAAAGUAAACCUUGGAGUGGGAGGAGAAAUGAAGAAAGAACCCCAAAUUUCACAACCUCAGAGAUCAGGGACAGUAGCACCACUGCUGGCCCAGCCAUGACAGCGUAGGCCGGCGGUGAGAGAUGGAUCGGUUCAGCGAGUGCGGGACGCAGACGGACGCGGUGGUGGUGCUGUCCCUGGCACAGGCUGCUGUCCUGGGCCUGGUGUCCGAUAAUGAGCUGCUCGGGGCCACUGUCACCCCCACCGGCUUCUUCCCGGGGCUGGCCGGGGAGCAGCUGGACAAUGCCACCAUGGAGCCGGGAGAGCCUGAAGGUGAGGAGCAGGUGCCUGGGGAUGGGCAGGAUGAGGACACCCUGGAAGCAGACUCCUCCCUGGAGAAGCAUGCCCGGAGGAGGAAGAGGCCGCCUGUGAGGCUGAUGCCCAAGGUCAAGAGUGAGAUGGCAGAGGUGGAGGCUGAGCCACCGUACAACACACCGGUCCCCGGUGACGAGGAGGAUGAGGGGCAGCACGGCCACGCGCCGCAGCCCCCAGAGCCCGGCCAGGAGCCGCCGGUGCAGAGCGGUGCCAUGAACAUGAUCGACCUGGGCACCUUCAGCAGGAAGCCCCGACGGCUGCGGCACCUGCGCCGGCAUCGGGAGCUGGAGGGCAGCGAGCGCCCCAGGCGCAGGGGCAGUGACCUGGCCGGGGGUACCAGGGGAACCCCACAAACCACGGGCACCUUCGAGGCAGGGGCCCCGUCACCCGGGGAGGCCGAGGCUCCUGCGCCGGUGUCCCCCGAGCAGGUGAAGAGCGAGCAGGGCUGUGUCUGGCAGGAGCCGGGGGAGCUGGAGGCGGCCGGCGGCACCAGUGAGCACAGCAGGAAGGCGCAGCUGGACCGGCUGGACAUCAACGUGCAGAUCGACGACUCCUACCUGGUGGAGGCGGGGGACCGCCAGAAGCGCUGGCAGUGCCGCAUGUGCGAGAAGUCCUACACCUCCAAGUACAACCUGGUGACCCACAUCCUGGGCCACAACGGCAUCAAGCCCCACUCCUGCCCGCACUGCAACAAGCUGUUCAAGCAGCCCAGCCACCUGCAGACCCACCUGCUGACCCACCAGGGCACGCGGCCCCACAAGUGCGGGGUGUGCAGCAAAGCCUUCACUCAGACCAGCCACCUGAAGCGGCACAUGCUGCUGCACACCGACAUCAAGCCCUACAGCUGCCGCUUCUGCGGCCGCGGCUUCGCCUACCCCAGCGAGCUGAAGGCGCACGAGGUGAAGCACGAGAGCGGGCGCUGCCACGUGUGCGUGGAGUGCGGGCUGGACUUCUCCACGCUCACCCAGCUGAAGCGGCACCUGGCCACGCACCAGGGCCCCACGCUCUACCAGUGCCUGGAGUGCAGCAAGUCCUUCCACUACCGCAGCCAGCUGCAGAACCACAUGCUGAAGCACCAGAACGUCCGGCCCUUUGUCUGCACCGAGUGUGGCAUGGAGUUCAGCCAGAUCCACCACCUCAAGCAGCACUCGCUCACGCACAAGGGCGUGAAGGAGUUCAAGUGCGAGGUGUGUGGGCGGGAGUUCACCCUGCAGGCCAACAUGAAGCGGCACAUGCUGAUCCACACCAGCGUCCGGCCCUACCAGUGCCACAUCUGCUUCAAGACCUUCGUGCAGAAGCAGACGCUCAAGACCCACAUGAUCGUGCACUCACCUGUGAAGCCCUUCAAGUGCAAGGUCUGCGGCAAGUCCUUCAACCGCAUGUACAACCUGCUGGGGCACAUGCACCUGCACGCCGGCAGCAAGCCCUUCAAGUGCCCCUACUGCUCCAGCAAGUUCAACCUGAAGGGCAACCUCAGCCGGCACAUGAAGGUCAAGCACGGGGUGAUGGACAUCAGCCUGGACAGCCAAGAUGCCAUGAUGGAGCUGGCUGGGGCUGAUCACACUGAGCUGGAUGGCCAGCAGGAGAUGGAUGACUUCGAGGAGGAGAACUCUUAUGGCUACGGGGCCGUGGGCAACCCCCCAGACGAGCACACACUGGCCGAGCAGGCCAUGAAGGAGAUGGCCUACUACAACAUGUUGUAGCCCAGGCUGGUGGGGCUGUGGGGGCUUGGUGGGGUUAAGAGCCAGGCCCCCCUAGAGCUGGAGGGAUGGCUUCCACUGGGCUUGGGGAACACAGGGAUGUCCAGAAGACUUUGCUGGACCUGCCUUGGCUCUGCUGCUGCCCCCCUGCCCCUGCCUGCACCCUGCACCUGGUGACUUGAAGCUGCAGGCAGGGGAGGAAUGACCCAGCAGAUCACUGAAUGAGUAAGGACGGAAGGGGCUGCUGGAGCAAGAUGAUGAGCAUCACUAAUUAUUCUACCUCCUGGGUCCCCCCUCUCUGCACAGGGGUUCCCCUGACGGGCAGAAGCCCCUGCCCGCAUGAGGAGGUGGGUUUGCAUUUCCCACUCACCCUGGGGCUCUCACCCCUGUGUCAGGCCCUGGAUGCAGAACAGAGUAUUUUCGUAGAAGCUCAGGGCGCAGUCAGCGCCCACAGCUCCAGGUCUGGAGCUGCAGCCACCGGUGGAGCUGGGGGAGGCAAACCCAGCCCAGCCCCAGCAAAUGAUGGUAUUUUGAAAGUAAUUUAUUUUUUUCAGAUGUGCCGCGUGGUUGGUUUUAUCUUUUCACUGAGUUCAGUUCCCUUCAACCAAUGUGCUUUGUAAACCCG
Molecule: messenger RNA, 3309 nt
Organism: Serinus canaria (Common canary)
Lineage: Eukaryota; Metazoa; Chordata; Aves; Passeriformes; Fringillidae
Gene: ZNF710
Product: zinc finger protein 710
Exons: 5
Coding region: 753-2687 (644 amino acids)
Source: RefSeq, a predicted model, not a curated record